AUGAGCUCCGAGUCACGCCAAGCCGCCACCGGGGUACCUGGGAAAUCAAAGCGUCGAUGGACCGAUGCCGAUGAGGAUACCAGGUCGAAUGUGCCGGAGGAUCUGGCCCAACCGAAGCGACAGCGUGUGUCCAGAGCCUGCGAUAGCUGUCGAUCGAAGAAGGACAAAUGCGACGGAGUGCAACCGGUCUGUUCAACCUGCGCAUCACUAUGUCGUCCCUGUACCUACAAGGCAAACCCAAAGAAACGAGGCCUCCCAACCGGCUACAUUCGAUCGCUCGAGUUGUUAUGGGGGUUGGUGUUUCAGAGAAUCCAAGGAAGCGAAGAUGUAAUGCGAGCUAUGAUGCGGUCCAUAAACCUGCCCAGCCAUCUGGCGACAAUGGGGAAGGAAGCCGAAGGGUCGGAUACUUUGCUGUCGUCGUUCAAGAACAGUACUGUCUUACGCGACAUUGAGCGGAUGCUGCUGGUUCUGGAACAACCGGAAGAGGAACGGGAGCGCAGUAUGCAGGCCUACGGUGAUGGAGAUACACCUCUGGAUGUUGAUGGAAUCCUUGCCUCCUCCGAGGCCCAAGAGUGGCAUCUCCCCGAGGGAAUGGAGCAACGGGAAACGCCAUUCCCGGGGAUAUCACCAUCACGCACUUCCAUGAUCAGCUCCGCCCCAAGAAAUCUACCCUACCGAACUAAAGACUCCGCUGUCCAGACGACCUCCCCUGAUGACUUUCCGCCACAUUCACUCGCUAUCUCUUUACAUCCUGACGAACCCCGAUCAAUCUCCACCAGCACUUCUCUCCAGCUCCCCUUUAACGCAUGGCCCCUUCUUGACAUCUACUUCUCAUACACACAAUGCUGGUUCCCCAUCCUGGAAAAACACGACAUUCUCCGGACGGCCUUCCAAUAUACCGAAGGCGAUGUGUACAUGUCCCGUACAGCGUCGGGGUCUGGAGAUCACGCCGCUCUCUGGGCGGUCCUCACCCUGGCCUCCCUCCAAGAUGCAUCGAUCACCGCCGGGGCCCAUUCCGAGGGCCAUCCCAACCAAUUAAACUCACUCCAAUUAUACAACACCGCUAGAGACCUGAUCCCCUCUGAAACUGGGCCAUUCGAGGUUGGGCAUGUGCAAGCGCUGCUCAUCCUGUCCCUUAUCAAGUUUGGUCAACAAGAAUGGACAUCGGCAUGGAUGCUCGUCGGCCACGCUGUCCGAACCGCACAGACCGUGGGCCUCGACCAACCCUCAUUUCAUGCACCAUCAAAAGCCACAGAACAGGGCAAGCAACUGGGACGAGCAAAACAUGUGUUUUUAGGAUGUUUUGUCUUGGAGACGCUCAUUGCAGAGCAAACAUCACAAUGCCCGUCUCUUCGAAAGGGCGAUCUGGCUCGUGUUGGAUCCCUCGAUGAAGAUGGGUUGGAAGAGUGGCAUCCCUGGGAGGAUCAGACUGGUCUCCGACCGAUGCAAUCUGCACGAGCCUCGAUGCAGCGUGGGCCGCUCCAUGCGUUGAGCACGUUCAAUCGACUUGUUUCUCUGGCCUCCAUCCUGAAUGACCUCUGCUUUUACAAACAAGAUCCAACCGUCUCGCGAUCUCAACUCGAAUCGCUGGAGCUUCAGCUACAGCGGUGGUCAAAUGCUCUGCCCAAAAGUUAUCGUAUCGACCUCCACAGCCAACCUUUGAAGCUGGCAUCGCCACAUAUUUUUGCUUUGGAGAUGGCAUACCAAAGUAUCGCGACAACUCUGAGUCUGCAAAUUGCCCUGAGAGAAAGCGACCAAAAUAUCCCUGAAGCACCCCACAAAGGCCGUGCAAUGGAGAGCUCAAAGCGUCUGUUGCAACUGCUGCAAGUAUACAUGGAGACUUAUAGCUUUUCGGCUACUGUUCCAACAUUCGGGAUGAUCCUCAAAUACUGCGUCCCGCGAUCCUUCACACGGGAUCUCAUUUCUGAUGUCGAGCUGGGGAUACGCAACAAAAUCCACUCAUUUUCAUCCCACCUGGGACAACUUUGGCUGAUGCCGGAUCGACCUAAUACCGGCCAUGCAAUCAACAGAAACCAGGCAAUCAGUGUCUCUCCGGCCACUCCCCAUCAGCCUGACCUUGCCAUCAGCGACGACCCUACCGUGCACAUCAUGCCAGCCAGUACUCCUCACCACCUUGCGUCGGCAGACACGCAUCCUCCGCCAAGCACUUCCCAUCAACCCACAUCAGACCCUUUCCCCCCUCUCCCCUGGCUUCGAACGACGCAAAAUAUCGACGAAGGGGGCGGCCUUAUACCAACCCCUACUCCGUCAAUGACCACAAUCGGUGGCUCUGAAGUCUCUGGCCAGCACGGCCAACUCGACGCUUCGCUGAACAAUGCAAUGCAUCACUCCCUCGGACUCAGCCCAUUUGUCGGCAUGGAUAAUUAUGGGGCACCACGACGUCAGCAACGCAUUGCCCCAGACCUUGAUGCACUAUUCGACGAACUGGCGUCCUUGGAUGGUGCUGAGAAAGCCGACAAUCAACCCGAAUUCAUGCAGAACCUUGGCUUCGUCGCCGACUCCAAUGUCCCGGAGAUCUAUCUCCUUCUCAAACCAGAUCGAGCCUUUCUUGCUGGCGCAGACGCAGCAAAUGCCGGGAAAUGGACCCCCGCCUAUUGA
This is a messenger RNA of Penicillium cosmopolitanum, 2619 nucleotides long. RefSeq names its product putative C6 transcription factor QutA. Gene Ontology annotation, biological process: DNA-templated transcription; positive regulation of transcription by RNA polymerase II. NCBI's taxonomy places the organism in Eukaryota, Fungi, Ascomycota, Eurotiomycetes, Eurotiales, Aspergillaceae. The coding region runs from base 1 to 2619 and encodes 872 amino acids. The transcript is spliced from 3 exons. Gene Ontology annotation, molecular function: zinc ion binding; DNA-binding transcription factor activity, RNA polymerase II-specific; DNA binding. The record is from RefSeq and is a predicted model, not a curated record.